AUGACGACCUCCUCGGACGCACCGCUGGUGGUCUUCCCUUUUGGCGAGCCCGACCCCCGCCUUGAGGACUACCUCGACGACAAGCUGCAGUCCACGGCCGACCUCGACACGCUGGAUGCGCUGCUCCAGGGGGUGAACCUGCAGCAUGAUCAGCUGCAGACCCAACUUGACGAUGCUGCGCGUGCUCUGGAGGACGCCCGCGGCGCGGCUGCUUCGCAACGAAAUGCCCUCCAAGUUGCUCUAGCCGAGUUUGACGGCCUCGAAGACGAUAUUACGCGGCGCCUCGCUGUGGCUAACGCGGAAAACGCGGCGCCCGAGGCCGUUGUGCAGCGACUGACGGGGCCCAUGGAGCACCUCCAGCGCGUCACCCUGGCACACGACUAUUUGGUGCUGCUACAAGACGUCGGUCGACUGGCCGACGCGGCUCGCGCUGCAUUGCCCGACCGGCCCAAGGACGCGCUGGCACCAUAUACACGGCUGAGACGGUUGGCCACGCGUUUGGUGGAGUUGCAAGGCGCUGCGGCCGAUACGGGGGCACCUGCUGCGCAUCUGGUGGCCCAUGUGGGUUCCGUGGCGGAUGGGUUGUGGGCGGAAAUGAAUGCGACGAUGCGUAGCGAUUUUGCGGCAUUGCUCGAGAAGCGCGGCUGGCCCAGCGGCGUGGACGCGGCGGUUCCUGCAGACGAGACGUGGCGGGAUGGAUUUGGGAAGCUUGUCGAUCUUCAGGUGCCCGAGAUCCUCGAACGCGAACCUCUCCCACUUUUACCCAUCGAUGUCAUGGCACAAAUCUUUAUCAAGGAGUUCCGAUACCAUUUCUUGACAGACGGCCGACGGACAAGCGAACCUCGACAGUUUGGCGAUGUGUGCUGCCCCUGGUUUCUCGAGCGGGUCGAGACGUGGUCCGACUUUUUGCGGGCGAGUUUUGCGGACCUGUUGGCGGACCGCUUUGAAGGCACCGGCGCGGGAGAUAAGAUGGCCUACGUCGACCCUGUGUGCGCCCUGGUGGCUUCCCUGCUGCCAGUGAUGCGCGAAAAGGUGCAGCAGACGGUUGUCUAUGCCGUGGCACAGCUCCACCAGCAGAGACAGCAAUUGGAGCAGCAGCAAGGUGCCGACAUCGCGGGAUCUGCGCCCGUUCUCACGACACCCACAUUCCUGGGUAACUUGAUCGUGCAGCUGCUUGCCUUUGAUGAGGAGCUGCGGACGCGAUUUGGCUACGACGGUGGGUUGGGCAGCUCGUCAGCGUCGUCAGCUCGCUACUGGCCCGGCCUGGCAGGCGGACCGGGCGGCGUGCUCGACCUGCACUUCUCUCUGUGGCUGCAGGCCGAGAAGGAAUAUGCGCUCUCGCGGUACCGCGAGAUUGUAGAUGGCACAUCGCAGGCCGCGCUGGAUGCUCGCGCCACGAUUGACUACGAUUACAGUGGCGCCGGGCGGACAAAGCCGACCCUGGCUGCCGUGCACGUUGUCGACUUGCUGCGGGCAGUGACGGGCCAGUACCGCUACUUGCGCAAGUUCCACCACCGUCUGCGAUUUUUGAUCGACAUUCAGAUCACGUUGCUCGACGCCUACGAUGAGCGUCUGCGCGGUUCGCUCGAGACGUACGCGUCCAUGACGUCGGCCGUCGGGCGCACGCUGCACGGCGUAACCAAGGAGCAGCUGGCGACUCUCGAGGGUACGGGCGGGCUCGAGGCGCUCUGCCGCGUGUUUGGCAGUGCGGACCACUUGAUAAACACGCUGCGUGAGUGGGCCAACGAGGAGUUCUUUGUCACACUCUACAACGAGCUGGAGACGCGGUCCAAAAAGGCCGAGCAGGCCGAGCGGGCCGGAGGGACGGGCCAGCUGGGUGGUGGCCUCAGCGUGAGCAAUGUGCGCGAUCGUACCGCAUCGUCGGCUGCCGUCAAUGGCGGCGCCCACAAGAACCACGGCGACGGCAACAUGGACGAGGACAACCUUUUUGACGGUACCAUCCAGGCGUUUAAGCAGCGGCGCAAGGCUGCACAGGACUUUCUCGUGUCGACACUGGCCAACUCGCACCGCAAGGCGUUCCGCCCAUACGUUCUGCGGACGCAGUGGACGACGGUCGCCGGGAAUGGCCGCGGAAGUAUCGACGACAGCAGCGACGCUUCUGCGACUGUAUCUGGUGCUGGCGCAGUCAUCUCCCCGGCUGAUCUUGCCAUCACACCGGAACUUGACGAGCCUCUGCGCAUCAUCCGGCGCAACCUCGAGUUCCUGGCCCGCGCACUCGGCACGGUGCCGCUGCGGCGCGUUGUACGCGGUGCCUUUGAGAAGCUGCAAGACCAUCUCUGGGGCGAUGUGCUCAUGGCCAACAAGUUCACGACACUGGGCGCCGCACAGUUUGCGCGUGACAUCUCGGCCGUGGUCUCGACGGUGGAGCGACAGGUGCCUUUGGGAUCCACGGCACUCGAGGGCCUGCGUGAAGGCGUGGCGCUGUUGAACUUGCCUGUAUCGGUGCCGGCCGACGCUAGCAGUGACGACAGAGCUUCCAUCACUCUUCAGCAGGCUAAUGACCGCAUGUUUGUUGACAACACAGAAGCGAAAAAGCUGCUGCAAGAGCUCCAGUUGACGACACUGACGCCGUCGACAGGACGAAAUAUUAUACAGCGGAGGAUCGAGAGUAGUGGAUGA
Molecule: messenger RNA, 2640 nt
Organism: Sporothrix brasiliensis 5110
Lineage: Eukaryota; Fungi; Ascomycota; Sordariomycetes; Ophiostomatales; Ophiostomataceae
Exons: 2
Coding region: 1-2640 (879 amino acids)
Biological process (GO): retrograde vesicle-mediated transport, Golgi to endoplasmic reticulum; regulation of ER to Golgi vesicle-mediated transport; endoplasmic reticulum to Golgi vesicle-mediated transport
Cellular component (GO): Dsl1/NZR complex
Source: RefSeq, a predicted model, not a curated record